Colletotrichum acutatum is the source of this 385-nucleotide messenger RNA. RefSeq lists its product as uncharacterized. Bases 140 to 385 code for a protein of 81 amino acids. The record is from RefSeq and is a predicted model, not a curated record. NCBI's taxonomy places the organism in Eukaryota, Fungi, Ascomycota, Sordariomycetes, Glomerellales, Glomerellaceae. The transcript has 4 exons.
GAGCUGCGGAAAAUUCGCUGAAUUCAAUCGAAGUACAUAAGUAAGCUUCAUCGCAGCUCAUUCGUCUCAAGAAAGCAAUAGAAUCACUAUCAACAACACCAUACACCGAGCCUAUCAUUUCAGCUUCCAACCAGUUAACAUGAAGUUCAUUCUCCUCCUCGCUUCCGCCGGAGCCGCCAUGGCUUUUGUCGAGUGCCGUACACCGACAAACGCUGAGCUCUUCAAAAACUGCCAGACUCAAGAACAACGGGAUGGCUGCAAGGGCCAGUGCAUCAAGCACUGCUCGGACACAACCGCAAACUUGGCUGUCUGCAUUGACAAGGCGAAUAACGACUUUGACUGCGUCUGCGGAACCCAGGCUGGCAGAGGCCCUGGAUUCAACUGA